Messenger RNA from Eubalaena glacialis (North Atlantic right whale), 1837 nucleotides. It is a transcript of the gene EGR3, whose product is annotated as early growth response 3. NCBI's taxonomy places the organism in Eukaryota, Metazoa, Chordata, Mammalia, Artiodactyla, Balaenidae. Gene Ontology annotation, biological process: regulation of transcription by RNA polymerase II. The record is from RefSeq and is a predicted model, not a curated record. Gene Ontology annotation, molecular function: DNA-binding transcription factor activity, RNA polymerase II-specific; RNA polymerase II cis-regulatory region sequence-specific DNA binding. Bases 46 to 1209 code for a protein of 387 amino acids. The transcript is spliced from 2 exons.
CGGCGGCGGUGGCGGUGGCGGCGGCGGCGGCAGCUCGGGAGUGCUAUGACCGGCAAACUCGCCGAGAAGCUGCCGGUGACCAUGAGCAGUUUGCUAAACCAACUGCCUGACAAUCUGUACCCCGAGGAGAUCCCCAGCGCGCUCAACCUCUUUUCUGGCAGCAGCGACUCGGUAGCCCAUUACAAUCAGAUGGCUACAGAGAAUGUGAUGGACAUCGGUCUGACCAACGAGAAACCCAACCCGGAACUCUCUUAUUCGGGCUCCUUCCAGCCAGCCCCUGGCAACAAGACCGUGACCUACUUGGGAAAGUUCGCCUUCGACUCCCCUUCCAACUGGUGCCAGGACAACAUCAUUAGCCUCAUGAGCGCCGGCAUCUUGGGGGUGCCCCCGGCCUCUGGGGCACUCAGCACGCAAACCUCCACGGCCAGCAUGGUGCAGCCGCCGCAGGGGGAAGUGGAGGCCAUGUAUCCGGCGCUGCCCCCCUAUUCUAACUGCAGUGAUCUCUACUCGGAGCCUGUGUCUUUCCACGACCCCCAGGGCAACCCCGGGCUCGCCUAUUCCCCCCAGGAUUACCAAUCGGCCAAACCGGCCUUGGACAGCAAUCUCUUCCCCAUGAUUCCUGACUACAACCUAUACCACCACCCCAACGACAUGGGCUCCAUUCCGGAGCACAAGCCCUUCCAGGGCAUGGACCCCAUCCGGGUCAACCCGCCCCCUAUUACCCCCCUGGAGACCAUCAAGGCAUUCAAAGACAAGCAGAUCCACCCGGGCUUUGGCAGCCUGCCCCAGCCGCCGCUCACGCUCAAGCCCAUCCGGCCCCGCAAGUACCCCAACCGACCCAGCAAGACCCCGCUCCACGAGCGGCCCCACGCGUGCCCGGCGGAGGGCUGCGACCGCCGUUUCAGCCGCUCGGACGAGCUGACCCGGCAUCUGCGCAUCCACACGGGCCACAAGCCCUUCCAGUGCCGGAUCUGCAUGCGGAGCUUCAGCCGCAGCGACCACCUUACCACUCACAUCCGCACGCAUACGGGCGAGAAGCCCUUUGCCUGCGAGUUCUGCGGGCGCAAGUUUGCGCGCAGCGACGAGCGCAAGCGCCACGCCAAGAUCCACCUCAAGCAAAAGGAGAAGAAGGCGGAGAAGGGGGGUGCGCCUUCUGCGUCCUCGGCGGCCCCGGUGUCCCUGGCCCCUGUGGUCACCACCUGCGCCUGAGGCUCGGGCCCCCAGAUCACACUUUUCCCCUCCAGUGUCUCCCGGCUGCUGGCCUGAAUGCAGCCGGAAAGCUAGCCACGGAGGCGCAGGGGCCGCGCCCUGGCCUCUCCAUGGACGUAAGGCCCCUUGUUUCCCUUCGCUGUCCCCCGUUUCCACCCUUUCACACCGGCCAACGGUCGGGGGCCAGGGCAGGAGGCGCCUUCCCCUUGCUGCCCCCCAUUAGCCAAGGCGUGGGGGCGGAAUGGUGGCGUCUAGCCCGCUUUGUUCAGUUGGGAUCGUCUUGAUCCAGGGGCCGCCGGGCCGGGCCAAGGACCUGCGGGGGACUGAAGGCUGGGCCCGCCCAAGCCUCGCUGGACCCAAGCACCUCAUGGUUCCCCCCACGUCUCCCUCGGUUCCCCAUCGAAGACCCGAGAGGGGGAGGGGGUAAGGAGCGCACCAAAGCGCAGAGCUUGCUGCCCGCCGCACGCACGCGCGCCUGCGUGCGGGGAUGCGCGCGAGUGUGCGUGCUCGCGUGAGUGUAUGUGUGCGUGUGUGUUUCUGUGUGUGCGUGUGUGUUUCUGUGUGUGUGUGUGCGCGCGCGCGCGCGCACGUGUGUGUGCGAGACUCUUGAGCUGAACUGGGCUAUGUC